GAGAGAGAGAGAGAGAGAGAGGAGGGGGAGAGAGAGAGAACUGGAGGGCACUUGGGUCGGGUCGCGGAAGGGUGUUGAGUGUGUCUGCGCAAGCGUUUAAGCCCCAUGGACAGCAACCGCGUGCCAGUCUCGUUUGCGACCGUUCAGAGCAUAAUGCUCUCCUCUCAUUAUUGACCGGAGGAGCUCCCGUUAUCAGCAACAGCAAACAGACGACUCACUUUUGGAUUUGAUCCAGCCUUUAUUCAUGCAGGUUAGUCUCGAUGAAAAUAGGUAGGCUAAGUAAAAAAAUAACAUUUACUCGACAUGACAGAGAUGUCCGUGGAAGGCAACCUACUCUACAUUUCAAGCGGAUUUACCUGAUCUCCUGCCCAGAACUUUCCUCAUCAGGGAUAUGGUCAUCAAGCCGCUCUCCGAGGGCUGACUCCCUCUCCUCCUCUGUCCGCCGGCGUUGGAUCCUCCAGGGUCGGGUUGCUAGUUGGCACAAGUACAUUAUAAAUGUUUUGAAAUGGGGUGAAACCAGAAGGUACCUGAACUUAUCCAGGUCAUCUAUAUUUAACCAGGACAGUCCACUUGUCAACAACCGUGACUGUUUUCUGGGGAGCAGCCUAUUUUUGUUUUUCCGUUUAAAAAAGUUUUGCUGCCAACCCGUGUCCUCCUGACUGAAGCCGACUUAGGAGGGCAGACAGGCGGACUGGUCUCCAGGAGGAUGCCUGGGCAGGAUGUGUUCCAGCCGGAAAAUUCUGUGGAGCCUGCUGCUGCUGUCAGUGUUGGAGGUGGGGCUGGGGGUCUCCAGUAUCGUCCUGGGAGCCGUUGGGCUCAGCCGGGUCAGGGAGGAACACAAACCACAGCAAGGAGAUGCUUCACCUAUCUGGAGCGGCCUGUGUUUUCUCAUCUGUGGGAUGUGUGGAGUCCUGUGUGCUAGGAAGAGGACUGGACUCAUUAUGAUUCUGUUCUCUGCCUGCUGUAUCUGUGGUCUGAUUGGAGGGAUUCUCAACUUCCAGUUCGUUCGGGCAUUGUCACGACGACCGGACUCUCUCCGCUCGCUACACCUAGCAGCCAUGACCAUUGCCUGCCUGGGUAUCUCUUCCUGUACUCUCUCUACCUGGUUGACCUGUCGUCUCGCCAGUUCAGAACAACAGAGGAUGUUUCUGGAGAGAGAACACUCACUGCACCACUCACAUGAGAUGGCUGAGAAGGAACCAUACGCACACGGAUCUUUUUGUGUUUCUAACAGGAGAUCCUGGACAACUCCAGCAAUGGGAUUCCCCAGAUCUCCUACAACAGCAACACCACCUCUCUUUGACAACAGACACACAUUGUUGCCCUGACAACAGACACACCUUGUUGCCCUGACAAUGGAUACACCUCGUUGCCCUGAUAACAGACACACCUUGUUCUGCUGACCAUGGGGUGGUAUCAUCCAACAGAGCUGAGCAGCACUAUUACACAGUUGUGUGUGGAGAACUUCAGCACAGAAAUGAACGCUCUUCUUGGACAAGUUGUUACUAGUUCCGAUAGUCCUAACAGACAGUCACAUGACCUCAUGUGCAUGCAAUCAAUUUGUAAUCUCUCUCUCUCUCUCUCUCUCUCUCUCUCUCUCUCUCUCUCUCUCUCUCUCUCUCUCUCUGGCUAUAUGAAUUCAGAUAUACUGUGUUUGAAGGAAAAAUGCUAUAACUAUCUUGAUGUAGAGCAGAAUAUGGAAUGCUUUAAAUAUUAUAUAUGCAACCAACGAUGCAAACUGAAUAUCAGUGGUGGCCAACCAUCCUCCUGGAGAGCUACUGGGUUUGCAGGCUUAUGCUCCAGCCCUGCUCUAACACACAUAAUUAAGUUAAUCAAGAUCCUGGAGACUGAACACCAAGUUCUCAAGGAGGUGGGUUGGCUAACCCUGCUGUAUAUUCAUACUUGUAUAUCAGGAAAACAAACAUUAUCUAUGGAGUGACAAUAUGUUUCUUUGGGCUUCUAUAAAACACACAUAAAACUCUGUAA
Molecule: messenger RNA, 1986 nt
Organism: Oncorhynchus gorbuscha (pink salmon)
Lineage: Eukaryota; Metazoa; Chordata; Actinopteri; Salmoniformes; Salmonidae
Product: transmembrane protein 196
Exons: 5
Coding region: 720-1328 (202 amino acids)
Source: RefSeq, a predicted model, not a curated record